GUACGCCCUAUAUUAUUGGCCAGCAUAAAAAUAAUUGAAAUGUUAAAUCAGUGGCGACGCUCACCAUUCCAGCGCCGGUCGAAACCUACUGCUGCAUCUUCCUCGCCUUGCCGCCGGAGCAAGUCUCAUGUCGACGUCAUGAUACAACAUGCUUCUAAACCACUCUCAAUUGGGCCUUCAAAAUCAUUGGAAGAAUAAUUUAAUUUAACAAUCUCAUAGAAGAAUUGUUGUUACUAACAUUGAAAGAAUUUGUUGCAAUAUUCUGAAUCACAGAAAAUCAAAUUCCCCUUCAAGUGCGCUGCAACUGUAACGAACGGUGAGAGGCGGCGGCGACGGUGGCAACAGUGACGGCGAUUAGAACAACAGAGGGAGGAAGAUGGAAACUAUAGGCCUUUAGAUUAAAAUUUGCCACAUGUCACACAUCCAUCAAUAACAAGGUAUAAAUGGAGCUAUUAGAAAUGGAGCAAAGCUGCAGUGAAAGGUACAAUUUCAAUUUUUAUGUUAUUUAAUUUUCAGAAAAAUCUUUACAAUUAUAAUUCUCCAUUUUUAUGUAUUCUCAUCUGGAGUUUGCUUGAUUGUUAUAGUAACGCUUUAUAUAUUGUGUCUAACAACAUUUGAAUGUCACGUAGAUCAUAAUAUAUCAUAUAAUUAUCUUGAUUCAAAAUUAUUAUUAUUGUUUUGUUUGGAUGAUUUAUAUAGUACAUAAUUCUUCAGUAUCAAGUGUUAGUAUUAUGAAUUUAUGAUUAGAAGAACAUCAAUUUUGUUGAGGAAAAGCUUAAUUUUGUUAAUGUGUGACAAAAGGUGAGAAAAAAAAAAGGUGGGGUGCAAAUAGAAAAGAAGUUACAAGGGUGGUGAGUGAACAUGGAAGAGCAUCCGGAGAGAGCCGAAUUGCGAAGAAUUCAAAGGGAACAAGAAAGGGAGAGAAGGCGGAUCCGUGAUAGACAAAGGAGACAAGCAAUGACACAAGAACAACGAGAAAUACACCUUGCGCGUCGUCGCAGGAGCUAUCAAAUUCGAAGACAAAGAGCCGCGAAUGCUAAUAAUGUUAAUGCUCCAUUUACUCCUCUUCCUCUUAACCCUCUUGCUUUAGAAUCAAGUGCUGGUGAAACUAGUACUAGUGAUGAAUUUCAAGGUGUUAAUUCUUUGGCCUCACUAGACUAUAGAGUCCUAUCUCAUGGUAUUGGUUUUCCUCAUCAUGGCCUUAAUCAAGGUCAAGGAACAAUGAAUUUGGGAACUGAAGUUUCUCAUGAAGGGUCAUCAAUGAACAUGGAAGCCCUAGAUUUGAAGCUUGAUAGUUCACCAAGGAUGCGUCUAAGUCGAAUUAAAAAUCUUGCAAGAAACAAUGUAGCUUCAGCUGAAUUGAAAACAAAGGAAGAUAAGGAAGUUGGUAGCACGCCGAAAUCCUUGCGUUUGAAUUCUGUGAAGCGUAUUGCUCGAUCUCAAUCGAUGAAUUCUUAUCCCAAAGAGACCGCUAUCCAGAAGGACGACAAUAUGCCUCCGGAAGAAGGGAUUCAGUUACUUGACAAUCAAAGCUUUAUGGCUACUAGUUAAGGUGAAGUGAGAGGUUCACUUCAAUCUACCUUACAAAAUAGUUGCAUAAUUAGGGACUAAACUUAUACAUUACAUGGAGAAAUUAAAGACUAUGUUUUGGGAAAAUGUUGUUUGUCAAUAUCUGUUUAAACUUUAAAUUACAAAACUAUGGCUUAUAAUUUGUUUUCUAUUUACAAAGUUUAUGUGACAACUUUACAAUUAAAAUUGAGGGGGAGAGUAAGUGAUGUAUGUACCAAUUCUUAGCAGAAGCAUGAUAUAGUAUGUGAGUUUGGCAUAGUAAAAGUUUCGUUGCUCCUUUUGAUCUUA
Messenger RNA from Trifolium pratense (red clover), 1857 nucleotides. RefSeq lists its product as uncharacterized. The coding region runs from base 862 to 1551 and encodes 229 amino acids. The record is from RefSeq and is a predicted model, not a curated record. The transcript has 4 exons. Lineage: Eukaryota; Viridiplantae; Streptophyta; Magnoliopsida; Fabales; Fabaceae.